This is a messenger RNA of Arabis nemorensis, 1017 nucleotides long. NCBI's taxonomy places the organism in Eukaryota, Viridiplantae, Streptophyta, Magnoliopsida, Brassicales, Brassicaceae. The record is from the annotation of a GenBank genome assembly.
AUGCUCUUGAAAUGGGGAAAACACGCAAAGGAGAACGAUCAACAGCAACAACAGAAUCUCGACCCUGAGAACCCAGAAUCUUCUCGAUUCUUCUGUCGGAACUGUGCCUCUUCUCUGUCGCGUCUCUUUGAUCUCCGAUGUCUCAUCGUUUUGGUCCUAACCUUUGCGAUUCUUCUUUCUGCGAUCUUCUGGUUGUUACCACCGCGUCGGUCGCUGUCUGAAUUCGACGCGGACGAGACAAUUAAACUCACUGCACCAGUACAAGCAUAUUUUAGACUUCAUAAACUAUCUCCUGAGGUUAUUUCCCAUAAAGGAAGACUAGAGAAGGAUAUCUUUCGGAGUCUAGAUCUUAUGAACGCCAAGGUGACUAUUCUGUCUCUGCAUCAAUCUGGUGCAUUUAAUUGCACAGACGUGGAGUUUGCGGUUCUACCUGUCCCUACUGACUAUUCAAUAAGCAAAGACUCAUUAACUUCACUGCGAUCGCAUUUUGUUAAGCUCUUUGCUCAAAGAUCGAAUCUGAAUCUGACCACUUCGAGUUUCGGCCAGCCAACUUCUUUUCAGGUUUUGAAAUUUCCCGAGGGAAUAACUGUAGAUCCCCUGGGGUUUAAACCUGUCUCUGGAGCACUAGAGAUCCUGUUUAACUUUACUCUAGACAUUUCGAUAUCGGAGAUACAAGAGAACCUUGCUGACCUAAAGGAUCAACUUGAGCUAUUGUUACGUUUGGAGCCAUAUGAGAGCGUUCGUGUUCAGCUCACGAAUGAAGAAGGGUCUACAAUAUCUCCUCCACUAAAUGUUCAGGCUUAUGUUGUCUCAACCAUGGAAAACCAUCUUGAUCAGAGAUUGGACAAUCUUGCUCAGAUCAUUCAAACAUCCCGCGCGAAAAAUCUCGGUCUAGACAGCUCAGUUUUUGGUGAAGUCAAGAGUAUUACUUUCUCAACUUACCUUGAAGGCAAAGUUCUUGAUUCUGCUUCGGUAUUGGCACCAGCACCAACUUCUUGCUUCCCUUCUCUGUGUUAA